Messenger RNA from Acaulospora morrowiae, 3162 nucleotides. The record is from the annotation of a GenBank genome assembly. NCBI's taxonomy places the organism in Eukaryota, Fungi, Glomeromycota, Glomeromycetes, Diversisporales, Acaulosporaceae.
AUGUCCUCAACUAAUCAUCCCAGACCGAGCAACUCGGCUAGGCAAACGCGACAAAACAUUUCUAUAAGGCAACCAAGUCAGAUUGAUCCAUCCCGGCGCCAUACUAAUAUAGUCCAACGACAACAGUCGGGGGAAAUCAACAAUCCAAGACCACCUCUACCAAACAUACCAAGCAUACCUAGAGUUCAAAAUCCUAUAAUAAGACCACCGCUGCAAGUCACCGCUUCACGGCAUAUAAGCGAGAUCAACUUCAGACAGGCGACUCAAGCUCUUUCUCAUGGUUUAUCCAGUGAGCCCACAAUUCAAAGACAUCAAAAUCAUCACCAGAGGCCAUCGGCUCAGGUUAUCGAUCCUGCCACCUUUUCAACUGAAACCGGUAAUACCUUGUUCCCUUUACCAGAUCAAGGUUCAAUGAAACAAAAACAUUUGCAUGAUAAAUCCAGUCGUAAAAUUCUGUUUGCAAAAAAUAAGAAAGCUUCUACGGAACAAUCGACAUUACUAGAAAUAUUAAAAUGUAUUUCUGAGAAUCUUGAAAAUGAUUAUAACAGUCAAAUCCGAGAAUUAGAAAACCUAUUAAAAAGUAAUUCUAAGGAAGUGACCUAUCAUCGAUUGGUCAAUUAUGACUUGCUCAACAAGUUGUCCGCAUCCCUCACCGAUGAUUCCAAACGAGCUAUCUUUGUAAAUGUCUUCAUUAAGCCCUUAGUGAUCAGUGAUGAUGAUCCAAAAAGAUCACCGUUCGGAAAAUUGAUAGAAUCCGUUGUGGAAGAACUCGAGAAUCAUGUGAUAUAUCCGGAAGCACCACGACCAACAAAAGAUCAUUUAAAACCAAUAAUCGAACAUAAAUUGAGAAUUAAAUUUGUUUCAAUGGAUUCCAAUGAAAAGUUUGUAGAAAAGGUCAAACCUUACACAUGUUUUAAUGAGUUCGUGACGAGACUAGAGCGAUUAAUUAAUCGCACCGAAUCUCGCAAUCCUGGUACGGAUCGUCGUCGUGAUAUUUCCACUUCUUUCGAAAGUCAUAUUUCGUCGCUGGCAAGGAGACAGAUAUUUAUUAGUUCCUCUGAUUUGUUCAUCGAUGAACCAGAUUUGUUUGCUGAUAUGCCACAUCGCACUGAGAUCGGUGGACCUCCUCAGCGUAUUCGUCUCUCAACAGUUCUCACAUCGAUGCAAAUUGACGAAGAGCGUGAGUCUGAUGUCGAAGAUGGAUCGGAAAAUUCAUCGAUUUCGUUGAUUCAACGUCGUCUCGCUCAAUCCACAUCCGUUUCACAAAACCAAGAGAGUCGCAAUAAUAACGGUGCGAAUGAAUAUGGUAGCGAAGGAAAUGAAUCCGCAUCAGAAGAAGGUGAAUCAAUAGUGUCAUUUCAGUCGUCUUCUGUCAACCCCCAGAUUAGUUCCACGGGUCCCACUAACAUAGAUAAUAUCGGGGCAGUUGAGCAGAGCGAAGAAGAAUUAGAGAACACCACCCACGCAUCAUCAUCAGCGCAACCUGAUUGGCAUAUGGAAUUUUAUAUGGAUGGCGAAUGUUUGAAUUCAGAAUUUACAAUUUAUUCUGCGAUAUACAGACACUUACUUAGAAAACAACAGGAAAGAUUAACUCCGGAGUUCUGGAACGGUGAGUUCUUGAGUAGUGAGUACGAAGUACAAUUCAAAAAGGUGAAAUCCACAACUCUUCCAUCCCAGGCUCAAAACACUUCUGAUGAGUUGGAGAUUGCGGAUGCAGCCAAGGAUAUCCUAAAAUUCAUGGAUCGAUUGCAUUUACUGUACGAGGAAACAGUUUCUGCUAGCAAGUAUGAUCCAAGGUUGUUCCUUUGUCAGGCCGUUGACAAGCUGAUUGUACCCCUCCUUAGAGAUCCGUUAUCAGUUUUGACAAAGACUUUUCCCGAUUUUCAUCUCAAAAUUUGCACGCGCUAUCGGUUUUUGAUGAGCGCCAAGAGGAGACAUGAAUUCUUCUUGGCAAAGACAUUUGGAUUACGCGACUUCAAGAAAUUUGACUUGAGCGAUGAAGAAAAGCGAUUGAUUAGUCCCGUGGUACCCGAGCAAAAACGGGUAUCGGGUUUGUCAAAACCGGAUUUGUUUAGAUGGUUUUGCAAGAACUUUCCGCAAUUCGCAACCACCGAGUCAAUUCUCAAGGUCACCUUCACCGGGGAACGUGGCGUCGGCGAAGGUGUGGCACGUGAAUUUUAUGCGGUCAUGUCUCUCGAGUUCUCUCAGGUUUCCAGAAAAAUGUGGUUACAUGAUUCAGAGGCAGGAUCGGAAGACAUAUGGAUAAAGAAUAUUAACGGACUGUAUCCAGCACUGAUGGAUGAAAAGAUGGCGGAGAAUGAAGAGGGAAAGGAAAUUUUACUCAACUUCCGACUUUUGGGUCAGUUUGUGGCGAAGGCUAUCGUAGACGGUCGAGUGGUAGAUUUGCCCUUCAACAAAAUCUUUGUGGACCUUUUAUUGCACCCAAACUAUGUGUAUAAGAGCCUUAAUACCGAUAACCACGAUUUAUCAGCAAUGGUUGAAGCGAUUCAAUCGGUUUACCCGUCCUUUGGAAAGACCCUGCAAAAUCUGUACGCGAAUCCGGAACUUGUUGGUAAUUCAUGCAUACCGUAUGAUAUUCCUGUCGGUCGCCCAACCAAAUCUGAGAUUGAACAUGGAAGUGAUAUUCAAUUUGUGACGGGUCAAAACAUAAAUGAGUACAUUUUAGCUUGUAAGGAUUGGAUUUUUGAUCGUGGUGUUCAUAGACAAAUUGAAGCUUUCAAGGAUGGAUUUAAUCGAGUGUUUUCCUUCGAAUCUUUGCGUGAAUACUCAUCGAUAGAGUUUGCUCAAUUGAUUCUGUUUCAGGUGGAUGAGGAUUGGAGCAUCGAGACCGUGCGCAAACAUGUCAAGCUCUUGGAUGCUUCGAGUGCCAACGAAGUUGAUAAAGUUAUUCAGAUCAUGUCAAAAUUUGAUAGCGAAGAUAAAAAACGAUUCUUGAGAUUCGUCACCGGUAGUCCGAAACUGCCAAUUGGAGGAUUUCAAGCACUGGAAUUCAAGAUCUCCACGAGAGAGAAAAAUUCGUAUCCACAAGGACGAACUUGCUUCAAUACAUUUAUGGUUCCACGCGACAAUCCCGAAGAAGAGUUGACACAGAAGAUUAAAUUGGUGAUUGAAAAAUGUAAUGAUGAAAUUGAUCGUGAUUGA